Molecule: messenger RNA, 854 nt
Organism: Archocentrus centrarchus (flier cichlid)
Lineage: Eukaryota; Metazoa; Chordata; Actinopteri; Cichliformes; Cichlidae
Product: dehydrogenase/reductase SDR family member 11-like
Source: RefSeq, a predicted model, not a curated record
AUGGAGCGGUGGAAAGGCAGAGGCCUGGUGACCGGCGCCUCGGUGGGAAUUGGAGCCGCUGUAGCCCGGGCACUGGUCCAGCAAGGCAUGAGGGUUGUCGGCUGUGCCAGGAAUGUCGACAAAAUAGAGAAGCUGGCAGCAGAAUGUCAGAGUGCAGGCUACAGUGGCACGCUGAUCCCUUACAAAUGUGACCUGUCCAAUGAGGAAGAGAUCCUAUCCAUGUUUUCAGCCAUCAAGACGCUGCACAAGGGCGUAGACGUAUGCAUCAACAAUGCUGGACUGGCCCACAAUGAACCUCUGCUCAGUGGCAGGACAGAAGGCUGGAGGAACAUGAUCGAUGUGAAUGUCUUAGCCUUGUCCAUCUGCACCCGUGAGGCAUACAAAUCAAUGAAGGAGAGGAAUGUGGACGAUGGCCACAUCAUCAAUAUUAAUAGUAUGGGUGGGCACCGAGUGGUGCCAAGUGCUGAUGAGCACUUCUACUGUGCCACUAAAUAUGCUGUGACUGCUCUGACUGAAGGAAUACGGCAAGAGCUUCGAGAGGCAAACACUCACAUCAGAGCCACGUGUAUAUCUCCUGGAAUAGUGGAGACAGAGUUUGCCUUCCGACACCACAACAGUGAUCCAGAAAAGGCAGCUUCAGUGUACGAGAGUAUGAAAUGUUUGAAAGCAGAAGACAUAGCCAGUGCAGUCACAUUUGUCCUCAGUGCCCCUCCUCAUGUCCAGAUUGGAGAUGUGCAGAUGAGGCCAGUAGAGCAGGUGUCAUAGCAGCAGAAGAGGAGGAGCAGACAGACAGACGGCACCAUGGUGACUCCUUAGCAGCCUCUGCUGGGCGAAGAAGGUGGGGGUGGGGUGGG